Messenger RNA from Huiozyma naganishii CBS 8797, 1098 nucleotides. It is a transcript of the gene MSW1, whose product is annotated as tryptophan--tRNA ligase MSW1. The record is from RefSeq and is a predicted model, not a curated record. Lineage: Eukaryota; Fungi; Ascomycota; Saccharomycetes; Saccharomycetales; Saccharomycetaceae. The transcript has a single exon. Gene Ontology annotation, biological process: mitochondrial tryptophanyl-tRNA aminoacylation. The coding region runs from base 1 to 1098 and encodes 365 amino acids. Gene Ontology annotation, molecular function: tryptophan-tRNA ligase activity; ATP binding. Gene Ontology annotation, cellular component: mitochondrial matrix; mitochondrion.
AUGUUGAGAUUCUGCCUUUCCAAACGGUUCUACGCAAAAUCCGCGGCGAAAUCUGUCCAGACGAUCGUGAACCCUGGGGACGUGCCACAUGACGGGACCGUGUUCAGUAUGAUUCAGCCGACUGGGAUGUUCCAUCUGGGGAACUACCUCGGUGCCACGCGGGUGUGGAAGCAAUUGAACGACAGCAAGGGUCCCGCGCAAACGCUUGUUUUUGGCGUCGCCGAUCUGCACGCCAUAACGGUACCGAAACCGGAUAGCGCGCAGUUCAGGGAGAGCAGGCUCGGCGCUGUAGCCAGUGUGCUCGCAUGCGGAGUCACGCCGGACCGGUCAAUCCUCAUGAUGCAGUCAAUGAUCCCAGAACACUCGCAGCUGAACUGGCUGCUCGGGACCAUGACGUCGAUGGGGUACCUGAACCGGAUGACGCAAUGGAAGAGCAAGAGCCAGUCCUCGGGGAACACAGACUCCGUAAAAUUGGGACUCUUCGCGUACCCUGUCCUGCAGGCGGCAGACAUCUUGCUGUACCGUGCGACGCACGUCCCCGUGGGUGAAGACCAAGCACAGCACUUGGAACUCACGCGAUACGUGGCGCACCAGUUCAAUUCCUUGUACAAACGGGACUACUUCCCUGCACCGCAGACUUUGCUGACGAGGUCCAAGAAAGUGCUGUCCCUGACGGACCCGUGCAAGAAAAUGUCCAAGAGUGACGGGGACACCAUGUCGCAGAUCUACAUGAACGAUCCACCGGAGAUCAUUCGCCAGAAGAUCCGCAAGGCAGUCACGGACUCGAUCACUACGGAGUUUUACUACGAUUCGGUGGGGAGACCAGGGCUGUCGAAUCUCAUCGACAUCGCCAGCGGCGUCGGGGACACUUCAGUGGCGCAGGUCGAGCGCGACAUCGCACACCUCCGGGACUACCGGUCGCUGAAGGACUACGUCAGCGACUUGCUCAUCGCGGAACUCACGGGGCCCAGACAGGAGUACAAGCGGCUGAUCGCAGACCGAGGAUACUUGCUCUCCGUUGCAGCAGAGGGCAGCAGACGUGCCCGCGAGAUCGCACACCGCACGCUCGCAGAAGUCAUGGACCUGAUGGGUUUCUGA